Molecule: messenger RNA, 2292 nt
Organism: Microplitis mediator
Lineage: Eukaryota; Metazoa; Arthropoda; Insecta; Hymenoptera; Braconidae
Product: 5-phosphohydroxy-L-lysine phospho-lyase
Exons: 9
Coding region: 652-2124 (490 amino acids)
Cellular component (GO): mitochondrion
Molecular function (GO): transaminase activity; pyridoxal phosphate binding
Source: RefSeq, a predicted model, not a curated record
UCUGGUCAAUAAAAAAUACUUAAAAAAAUGUUUUCAGACUACUGUUGAAGGUGACCCAUUCCAAUUCAAAGGUCACCGAUAAAAUGACUUUAAUUCGUGAUGAUUUAAUGAUUGAAUAAAUUGUAUAAACGACCUGUUAUAUCAGUUGGUAUUUGUAGUUAUUAUUAAGUAUUACUAUUAGUAUUAGUAUUAGUAUUAGUAUUAGUAUUUCCUUGGACUUGGAGAGUUGGUGGCUGAGGGGCAGGACAUGUUUAAGUGGUAAGCUCAUGCUAUCGGACGCCGGGGGACGGAAGACGCUAAAUGAAACGUGUAGUGUGAGAAGUGUAAGUAGAUACGGCUUAAACAAACUUUGCUCGGUAUAGUCAUACAUUAUGUAUAUGCUAGACUUUCAUAUAUACGUAUAUAUAUUGAUAACGUAUAUAGAUAUGUUUUGUGGGGAUCUAGCGUAGCGUAGUUUGAAUAGCAGCUGAGCGGGAGGAUUUCACGCGAAUGCGCGCGCAGAUCCCCGCUUUUUUCCCGCCAACUUACGGAUCCUAUAUAUGACGUCACCAUUAUAGGUCGGGACGCUUUCAGCAGAAGCUGACAAUUGCUUUCGGAAGCUGAGGAAUCAUCAUCUUUUACUGGCUAUUCUUAAGACUUUUUUUUUUUUAAAUGGCACCGACAACUGCAACAAGUUCUUCGGAAUCACUCGAACAAAUGCCUAAAAAUGACACUCUCAAAUUACGAGAGAGGCAUAUUGGGCAAUCGUGUAAGCUCUUUUAUCGAUCAAAUCCUUUGAAGAUUGUCAAAGCAACUGGGCAGUACAUGUACAAUGAACGGGGGGAAUGUUACCUCGAUUGUAUCAACAAUGUGGCGCAUGUUGGACAUUGUCAUCCAGAGGUUGUAAAAGCCGGUCAACAACAGAUGUCAUUAUUGAGUACCAAUAAUCGUUUUCUGCAUGACAAUUUAGUAGUCUGUGCCCGUCGAUUGACUUCACUGCUACCGGAGCCGCUGUCUGUUUGUUUUCUCGUUAAUUCCGGAAGCGAGGCGAACGAUCUGGCACUCAGAUUGUCCGAGGCACACACUGGCAAUAAAGACGUUAUUGCUCUAGAUCAUGCUUAUCACGGACACUUGACCUCGCUGAUCGAUAUCUCACCCUACAAGUUCAAUCAACUGGAGAACGGGAAAAAGGAGUGGGUGCACGUGGCUCCUUGUCCGGAUGUCUAUCGCGGAAAAUAUCGAGACGUGGACUAUCCAGGUGAGGAUCUCGGAGAAAAGUACGCGAACGAUGUAAAGAGGAUUUGCGAUAACGUUAAGUCUCAAGGACGGGGUAUUCGUGCAUUCAUCGCCGAAAGUCUUGUAUCCGUUGGCGGGCAAAUAAUUCCCCCGUUAAAUUAUUUCAAAAAUGUCUACCGCCACGUACGUCAAGCCGGGGGUUUGUGUAUCGCAGAUGAAGUUCAAGUUGGGUUCGGUAGGGUGGGAUCACACAUGUGGGCAUUCCAACUUUACGGCGAGGACGUAAUACCGGACAUUGUAACGAUCGGUAAACCAAUGGGAAAUGGGCAUCCUGUGGCCGCAGUUAUAACAACUCAGGAGAUUGCCGCCAGUUUUAAAAGUACCGGGCUCGAGUACUUUAAUACGUACGGGGGUAAUCCGGUAUCAUGUGCGAUAGCAAAUGCAGUAAUGGAAGUAAUUGAAAAGGAAGGUCUUCAAAAGCACGCAGCAAGAGUUGGCAGUUACUUGUUGAAUGAAUUAAUUAAAUUAUCCCGAAGACGUACUAUUAUUGGAGAUGUACGUGGUGUCGGAUUAUUUAUUGGAAUUGAGUUGGUACGUGAUCGUGAGCUGAGAACUCCAGCCACGGCGGAGGCCAAGCACGUCGUAUCUAGAAUGAAGGACGAAAAAAUUCUUGUAAGCAGCGACGGACCUGAUAAUAAUAUUCUGAAAUUAAAACCGCCGAUGGUUUUCUCAAUUGAAAAUGCCGAUCAUCUUGUACAGACGCUCGACUACAUUUUGCAAGAGGUUGAAGUUGAUAUUGAUCAAGUAAUUGAACCGACGACCGCGAUAUUGGAGGCAGUCAUCUCGGCGGUAGAUAUCGAUCCCUCGAUAUCACAGCCAACUAAAUCCGUGGCCAUUCGAGCGAACUAGGUGACUUAGUCAUCAAUUAUUUUCAGAAUAUUCAUCUUUGAUGCAACUCCUCAUCAUUAUUAUUAAUUAAUUAUUUUAGUAAUUAAUUAUUAUAAUUUAUAUAUAAAUUUUCUAAAGUUAUAAUAGUGUAAAUAGAUUUGUAAAUAAAUAAACAAUGAAGUAAUUGUA